Messenger RNA from Oreochromis niloticus (Nile tilapia), 1880 nucleotides. Its product is annotated as zinc finger protein 431-like. The coding region runs from base 13 to 1200 and encodes 395 amino acids. The transcript is spliced from 3 exons. NCBI's taxonomy places the organism in Eukaryota, Metazoa, Chordata, Actinopteri, Cichliformes, Cichlidae. The record is from RefSeq and is a predicted model, not a curated record.
ACAGAGGAAACAAUGAGCUCAACACAGAAGGACCAACAUGGAGCGACAAGUCAGCGCUCUCAGGAGGCCGACAAACCUCACAGAAGAAAGGGAGAGAAAACAUACACCUGUGACGAGUGUGGGAAGGGUUUUACUGGGAAGGCUAAUCUAAAACAGCAUCAGUUCAUCCACACUGGAGAGAGACCGUUCAACUGUGACUUGUGUGGAAAGACUUUUUCCUGGAAGAGUGCUCUAAAAAAACACCAACUCAUCCACAGUGGAGUUAAAGCAUAUAGUUGUGAUCAGUGUGGCAGAGCUUUUACUCACAGUAGCUACUUACAGAAGCAUCUAGUUACCCACUCUGGAAUUAAGGCAUACAGCUGUGACAUUUGUGGAAAAACAUUCGGCCGGAUAGGGCACCGAAAUAGACACCUACACAUUCACACCAGACAUGUUGUCUACUGCUGUGAUCAGUGUGGCAAACAGUUUAUAACAGACACACAGUUACAACAACACAUGUUUACCCACACUGAGGAGAGACCUUAUAAAUGUGACCUGUGUGAGAAGACUUUUAAAUCUCCACAUUACCUGAGACGACACCAACAGAUCCACACCAGAAAGAGACUCUACAAGUGCAGUUUCUGUGAGAAGCAGAGCGACACAGAUGGAUCCAGUUCUCAACCCUGUCAUCACUGUGGUGGGAAAGACUUUCGCUGUGACCUUUGUGGGGAAAGUUUCAGACAUCAUAUCACCCUAAAAAGACAACUUAGACACAGUGGAGACAAAGUGAAAUACUGCAAAGAAUGUGGGAGAAGCUUCACCACAUUAAGUGGAUUAAAACGACAUGAACUCAUUCACAGUGGGGUUAAAAAGUACGUCUGUGAUCAGUGUGGGUCAUCUUUCAUUACUGCAAGUCACCUUAAAACACACAAACGAGUCCACACAGGAGAGAAACCAUACAAGUGCAGACACUGUGACAAAAGCUUCUCACGAUCAGAUCCUCGGAGGCGUCAUGAACGUACACACAUGGAAGGAAACUACAGCUGUGACCAGUGUGACAAGAGCUUCAGGAAUCUCAGUUCAUACUCCGCACACAAACGAUCCCAUGUUACUAAUAAACUGUUUCACUGUUACCAAUGUGCCAAAACAUUCACUUCAUUAUCUGCUCUGUGCAAACAUCAGUGUGAUCACUCAGGGCUGGAAUCACUCCCAUCACAGUGAAUCUGAAGAGACAGAAAGAUCCUCUUCUGGUUUCAGGGCCAGACUCAAAUCCCUUGAGAUCAGGCUCCACAGAGUUCAGAUUGAAUCUCCUGUAAAGAUCUGAUGAGGCAACUAUGAAUGAAAAUGGUUCUCUAGUCUCAUUUUAAGGUUUCUAAACUGUUCUGCUUCAGUGUUCAUGUUGAGUGGUUCACUUUGAUCCAGCAGUAGGAUGAAGAAGUUUGAGCUGUGAUUUCAUUUCCUGUAUGUCAGAGUAAAGACUGAAGUGACAAAUGGAAACAUGUUUACAGUCAGAUUCAGAUGACACACUGAACAGGGUUCCUGCAGCUUAUUAAAAAUCUGACCUGUGAUGCGCGCUCUGUUCUUGCACCUGUCUGUAUUUAUAUACAAAAGUAAUACAAUAGUGAAUACGUCUGUUCAUAGACAGAGGAAUGUUGGUGCGUAUGCAUGUGUGUGUGUGUGAUUCUUCUUGUUAGGAAGCGCAGAUAAGAGUGUCCAGCUCUCCUCUAACUGGUAUGGAGGGAAACUGCUUGUUCAGCUCUUAUUAUCACUGUGGGAAGAAACUUACAAAAGAGAACAGAACAAGUCUUGUAGUGGACAACAGUCUAAGUCAUCAAAAGGUCAUUAUGCAGUAUUUUAUCAUAUGCAAACUUAUAUCAUUAAAAGCUUAUACUGACUACUAA